AUGAUCAACGAAGUCGACAUGGACGGAAACGGUCAGAUCGAAUUUCCUGAAUUCUGUGUGAUGAUGAAACGAAUGAUGAAGGAAACCGACUCAGAAAUGAUCCGUGAAGCAUUUCGUGUGUUCGACAAGGACGGCAAUGGAGUCAUCACAGCUCAGGAAUUCCGAUAUUUCAUGGUCCACAUGGGAAUGCAGUUCUCAGAAGAAGAAGUGGACGAGAUGAUUCGUGAAGUCGACGUUGAUGGUAAGUUUUGUGAAUAA
Molecule: messenger RNA, 258 nt
Organism: Cooperia oncophora
Lineage: Eukaryota; Metazoa; Nematoda; Chromadorea; Rhabditida; Trichostrongylidae
Source: the annotation of a GenBank genome assembly